Cadophora gregata is the source of this 3803-nucleotide messenger RNA. RefSeq lists its product as uncharacterized. NCBI's taxonomy places the organism in Eukaryota, Fungi, Ascomycota, Leotiomycetes, Helotiales, Ploettnerulaceae. The transcript has a single exon. The coding region runs from base 244 to 2913 and encodes 889 amino acids. The record is from RefSeq and is a predicted model, not a curated record.
ACCUCUGGCGAAGCUGUGGUUGUUGUUGACCACCACCUCCAAUUCACCACAACCUUCCACCAUGUCGUCGCGAUUUGUGUUACAGAAACCAUAUGUGGUGGCCACUCUGCCCCAGCCCAUUGACCACGCGAAAGGGCAGUAUGUGGUCGCUGAGGUAUACGGAGGGGCACCUGGCACAAAAAAGAGAAAACGAUCCGAAUUGGCUGUGGGGAUUGAUGGAGAAGGUGUAAAUCUAUAUGAUGUAUGUUCUACACGGCAGACACAAGGUCUAUAUCUGAAUUUCUCCAGGUCUCGUCUUCUAGGCUCAUAACAUCCUAUGCGCUACCCCCGCAAUCCUCAUUUACCUGCCCUCCAAGCUCUCUCCGAACUCGAGUCUCGAAGACCAAAGUCGAACGUCGAACGUAUGUCUCAACCAGAGGAUCUCAAUCCGGAUUGACUCUCUUCCAUGAAACCACAGAUGGUCUCGAACCACCCACUUCUUCGAUCAAGACCUCUGCCAUUUCACACUCCCAGAGGCCGAUUAUUUACUUGGGAACAAUUACAGCUACCAGAUCAUCGGGUUCUUCAGCAAAUACUACGGACUUGCUUGUUGUGAAGGAGGAUGGCGAGGUACAAUGCUACGAUGGUGAUAGCCUCGAGGAGAAAUGGUCAUCACCUGCUGCUGCUCUCUCGCGCGAUGCAUCAGUCCCAAUGAAUCGCCUCAAGGUUGAAUUUGCACAACUCACCAAUGCUUUUUCAGCAAGCCAAGGAAUACUUAAGGGCCGGCAAGACGUUCUUGCAAUGUUUCCUCAAGAAGUGGAGGAAGACGGGUUUAAUCCAGAGAUAUUAAUGAUGAUAAGCUGGUCCAGUGAGACAAAGAGCAGAAUUUUGCACGUCGUCAAUCUACCCCGAAGGUCGGCUGCAUUUGCGAAAGGCAUGAAGUACUCGGUCGAGUCCCUCCUGGCGGUAGAGAUACCCUCCGGCAGCGCGGACAUAGUUACGAAACCAUUGUUCACCAUACAAGUGUCCGCUGGUAUCUUGCAGCAACUUCAUGGCGACGCCUUGACAACUUUCGAUCUUAGCGAUACGCUUCCCAAGCAACAAAAUAAGAUUACAUCAACAGACGCCCAAUCCUUCCUCCGCCUCUCGAAUACCGCCAUCAUGAUAUCCUCUAAAAACUCCAUCGCUGUAUAUAAUCCGAAGUUUCAGUCACGGUUGGCAUCUGUCGGGCUAGAUAUUUCUUCAGAAGACUCUCUGAAGCGAAAACGUACCGGGGAUGAACUGCAAGAGAAGGGACCAAGCCAUGUCUGCAAAUUUGUAUCUUACUUUCCAAAACUUGCUACGGCCAUGGCCAUUGUUGACAAUGAUCUCGUUGGCAUUCAAAUAGAAGGGCAACAAGAUCGCCACGGGAGAUCACGUACUGCGGGCUUAUUGAUCGACUCGCUCGGCUGUGCAGCUAAAGAGCAGUCACGCCCAGGACGAGAUGGCGCUGUUGGCUCAAAGAAGGCAAAGUUGAGUGGAAUGGUAACCUUGGAUUCUUUUCUGCCUGGCACCAUGGGUCUCGGUCAGCCAUGGGUCCAGAACAUCGCUGAACUAGAGGACCUGUUUGCCAGAGGAGAUUGCGUCGAAUCAAAAUUCGACGAAAAGAUCGAGAUGCACCUAGGCGCAGAUUGGUCAGAAAAGACAAGAAUGACGAAGACUGAGAAAACCAAUGCGAUGGACGUUUCGUCCAACGGAGACAUUAUUAAGAAGCCAGCGACCAAGCGCAAAUUUCCACCUGCAGAUGUUGAUCGACGAUGGAUAUCGUAUGCUCUAAGCAAGAUAUUCACAUGGACUGCAAGCGAAGGAGGAGUAGAGCCUAGCUUGUCGAUCUCGUUCUACCCGCUUAACACGUUCAUGUGGUUGACUUCGAAUGGCUAUAUGACCGUUGCCAACAUCGAAGCGGCCCUGAGAAGUAGCGGAACAUCAGUCGCUUCAAUUCCACCAGGACAGCUUGUGAAGACUCUGGUUGAGAUCGACCCAGACAUGGAUCUCUUAUAUGCAGUGGUCGCAAAAAAUUACCUAGCUGCUCCAGAGCUUCUUCAUGCAAUCCGGAACUUGAUGAAAAGUCUCGGCUUGUUAGGCGAUAACCCAGGCACGAAAGGCCUUCUCACCAAUGAAGACGACGUGGAUCUUGCAAAUGUGGAUGUUGAGAUGCAGGUUGAACAAGCCGAAAAGGACCUUGCACUGGCAGAGUAUCAACUCGGUCCAGGAUCAGGCACUCGUGGUGCGGCUCUGAGCUUAGCCCUUACCAAACUCUACAGCUGUCCAAGUGACGAUGUCACAAUUGCACUUCAGACGAUACUAAGCAGCCAAGAGAUUGUCUGUCUGAUUUACCUGUUGAGGUUCGAACUGGCACGUGGGGGAUGGACGAGCAGAUACACGGACAGUCUCGAACAGCUGGAAAUGGUAGAUGACGACGAUAUCCAGGAAAAUGCUAUCAUACUCAUCGCCAGUCUACUAAACAAUUGCAUAGAUGCGGUUGGUACAGUGGGAUGGUUGUCUGGGGAGGCGAGGCUGGCUGACGAUGAUCUUUUCGAAGCUGAGGAAUUGAUCGCAAGCCUGAAGCUUGAAGUUAGUGCAGCAUUGGAAGGCAUUGAGGAAGCGGUCUAUCUCAAAGGCGUGAUAUCGGAACUGGUCAAAUACGCCGAUUCGUUCCAUAGGGCCCUCCCAUCACAAUCUAAAGACUCGAAGAAGGGAAGUGAUGGUCCUAUCGUCCUCCCCUCGGACGACCAAGAUAUUCGGGCAUUACCCAUUUCUCUGAAGGCAGAGAAACAGAUCUCGCUUCUGAAAAUUGGUGCAGGAGGAGCAGUGCACAAGCGAACAGCGCGAGACAUUGGAUUCUUGAAAAGUCAGAAGGUCGGAAAGUACUCUCGGGAGAGAAUUAUCCUGUAAAGGGUUAUGUGGAAAAUCACUAUACAAUAAACCCUAUUUUCAAAUCUUGUUGGCACCAUGCGCAGUGUUUAAGGUGCCGUCAUAUUCCUACUCUCCACUGCAUCCACAUCACACCACACUCUGAAGAUCUUCACAAUUUCUUGCCACUCUAUUUACGACCUCGUGUUCUCGCAUAGAAACCAAACUUUUCCCUUCCAAAUUUUCACUCCCAGCAUGCUUCCAGAGUCAAUCAACCUCUAACAAAAAGCUUGUCCACGGUUGCUCGGAACCAUCGACAUUCUAGUCGCGAUUCUCUCGGGUAGAACCGUCCUCUCAAAUUCUCCCUCCACUCUCUCACAGCCCAAUUAUUAACCAUGCACAACUCUCGAUGUUCUUCCAAGCCACAGAAAAACCUUCUAGCGACUCCUCAUCGGCAGUGGUGUCAUGCAGCCAUCCCCAAUCGCUUUCUCCAGGUGCAGCGACCUAUCAAAACAUCCCAACGAUCUCGGUGAGGCUGAGACUAUCCCCACCGAGUAGCCCGCAGCGUGAGAGAAAUGAUACUGUAAUGGCUGCGCCACUGGGUUCGUGACACAGGCGAGACAGGCUCACAGGCUCGACAGGGUGGUCAACAUCCUGCCAAUGAAAAUUAACGGGCACUACCAGCCCUGUACGGGCUUGUCCUUGACCUCCUCGACCUCGAACCAGCUGUGGAGCCACACCACCUUCUUCUCCCUGGGCUACGCUACGCUACGAAUUGCGACUUUUACCCCGCCGCUGCAUCACUCAGCAAGUCCUCCCGUGCUACUACUGCCAGCGCGCUACCUCGACGUCACUACUCCUUUUCAUUGCUACCUAGAGUCUUCUUCAGCUCUACAGCCUUGUUUUGUUCUUCAUCCCCUUCCAUUUCUCAU